Messenger RNA from Ooceraea biroi (clonal raider ant), 3813 nucleotides. Its product is annotated as RUN and FYVE domain-containing protein 2. Gene Ontology annotation, cellular component: cytoplasm. Gene Ontology annotation, molecular function: metal ion binding. Lineage: Eukaryota; Metazoa; Arthropoda; Insecta; Hymenoptera; Formicidae. The record is from RefSeq and is a predicted model, not a curated record.
CGACGUGGGUCGGCCAUGGCAGUGGUAACGUAAACAUGGCCGCGGAGAGCAGCGACGGUUUGCCAAUAUCCCCGUCUGAGAAAUCGCUCACCGGCAGCCUCGCGUCCGAUGAGAACGACAAGAGUGUCUCGCGUUCGCCGUCGAGCUACUCCAUACGGGAGGACAAAUGGCCGGACCUGGUCGUGUCCAGGCCCAGGAAACUGGACGCCUGGUGGCUGCCGAGACCAACGAUAGAGGAAUCUUCUAUGCGGCAGGAAUCCCUGACCGGCCUGAAACUGCGUCCGCCGGGCGAUCACGGUGGUGUACAUCACGGCGGAAUCAUGCUGGAGGAAGACAUGGCUGGUGCUCAGGACACGAUAUACCUGUGCAACUUUCGGGUGUCAGUGGACGGCGAGUGGCUCUGCCUGAAGGAGCUCCAGGACGUCGAGUUCUCGCUGCAGGACUCGAUGCAGCGAUCGCCCUCGCCGCCCCUCGCUCUCAGUGGUAUUAAUCACCAUCACGAUCACCACCACCAUCACCACCACCACCACCAUCAUCAUCAUCAGCAACAGCUUCCCGAGCAGCGAGAGCUUCGCGAUAUUAUGCCGUCAAGUCCGCCAUUGCAGCACGUCUCCAGCUUGUCACGGGACCCGGUGAUCAUCGAGAGGAGUAAUCUUGUUAACAUUUCCAAAUUAAUCGUCAAGGAGCUGAUUGAAACAUCCUUGAAAUAUGGUCGUAUGCUUGAUUCCGAUCACAUGCCGUUGCAACACUUUUUCAUCGUUCUCGAGCAUGUACUCAGGCAUGGUUUACGGCCAAAAAAGGGUCUUCUAGGACCUAAGAAGGAGUUGUGGGAUAUUCUGCAGCUCGUAGAGAAAUAUUGUCCUGAAGCACAAGAUAUUACAUCCAGCAUUCGUGAUUUGCCCACUGUUAGGACGGCUAUGGGUAGGGCGCGCGCUUGGCUGCGUAUGGCGUUGAUGCAAAAAAAGCUGGCCGAUUAUCUAAAAGUUCUCAUAGAUCACAAGGAUGAUAUUCUAUCGGAAUACUUCGAGCCGGACGCUCUCAUGAUGAGUGAGGAGGCAAUUGUGGUGAUGGGUUUAUUGGUAGGAUUAAACGUGAUCGAUUGCAAUUUCUGCGUAAAGGAGGAAGAUCUUGACUGUCAGCAAGGUGUGAUCGACUUUUCGCUCUAUCUACGCAACAGUAAUCACAUACCUGGCGAGUCGCCAGACGACGAACUGGAGAACGACAAUAUGACUACGGUGCUUGAUCAGAAGAAUUACAUCGAGGAGCUGAACCGACAUUUGAACGCGACGGUAACGAAUCUUCAAGCGAAAGUAGAAUCUUUGACGACAACGAACGCUCUCAUGAAAGAGGACCUCUCCAUCGCCAAGAAUAACAUCCUGUCGCUUCAAGAUGAGAACAGGCAGCUGAAGAAAGAACUUGGUAUCGAAGUCAAAGAUGCGAACGAGAACGGGAAAGUACCCCUUAAGAUUACCGAAACCACGGCCGAAAUGGAAGAACUCAGGAGCAGAGUAGAGUCCGAAAAGAAAUUUCGGCAUGAUCUAGAAAAAGAGUUGGAGUUGCAGAUUAGCAUGAAAUCCGAAAUGGAAGUAGCUAUGAAGUUGUUAGAGAAGGACAUACACGAAAAGCAGGAUACUAUAAUAUCUUUGAGGCGGCAGCUGGAGGAUAUCAAGUUAAUCAACUUGGAAAUGUACAAAAAGCUGCAGGAGUGUGAGCAUGAGCUGACACAAAAGGGCGAGAUGGUGAGCCGCCUCCACGCGAAGACCAAUCAGAUCGGCAAGAUCCUCAACAACCUCGAGAAGUACAAUCACCUGAUGAAGGACGGCGAGAGCAUGCGGAGUCCCACCACCCCGGGUGGUGUGUCGAAAUCUAUCUUCGCUAAGAUUAGCCCGACCUCGCCGAUGGGUUGCUCGGUCGUGGCGGAGAGCACGACCGCACGACCGACGGUCGACCACCAACGCUCCGUCGACGAGCAGCCGACGUCGAAGCCCUCUAAUGAUAAAUUGAAACAGAGCUAUUCCAGCACCGAGAUCUCCAUAAACAAUUCAACGACCGAGCAAGAAUGCGAAGGCUCGCUUAAGCAUAAAACAGAACUGAUCACAAAGCUGGAAGCUAAAACACUGUCGAUGACUGAGACCAUCCAGAAAAUGGAUGAGAAGUGCAAGGAGAUGGACGGCGUGAGAACGGGGGCGGAGGAGCGAGUGAGGAUCCUGGACGCAGCGGCGGCUGAGCGGGAAGCGCGGACCAACGGGGUCGAGAGGGAAUUGCGCCUCGAGCGCGAGUGGAGGACCUCCUUGCAGGAAACGUCGAUCAGUAACACGGAGAAGAUCUCUCAAUUACAUCAGGAGAUCGAUCAGCUGAAACGGGUGUCCGAGAGGUACUUGACGCUGCAGGACGAGUAUUACGCGCUGAAGGAGGUGUGCAGCGAGCAGGAACGAACUCUGGAGGAACUUGGUGGACAAUUGAGCACGGCGAAAUUGGCGGCGGCCGAUCUGCGCGAGGCCGCUGACGACGCUCAGCGACGGCAGCAGCAAUCGACGUUGCAAGAGAGCUCGGUUACCUGGACGAAUGAUCGGCUGGUCACCCAGUGCAAGGGCUGCAGCCGCGAGUUCAACAUGACUCGUCGCAAGCACCACUGUCGUAAUUGUGGCAACAUUUUCUGUAACGCCUGCAGUGACAAUACUACAGCUCUGCCGAACUCGGCGAAGCCGGUGCGUGUCUGCGACGAGUGCUACGUGUUUCUGGUUAACCGUUACUCAGUGGUGCGUUAAUAACCCGCGCCCCAUUGUGCUUUUUCGUAAGCAACUCCGGCAAACACGGAUAUUUUAACUCAGUAUGCAGUAUCUCAAAAAGGGCAGGAUCAAGGACGCAAAGCGGAAGGAGGAACAAGGGCAACACGAAAUCUGUCCGAAAAUGUAGUGCACGAGCGUUUCAACCUGCGUUUCACUUUUCACGGCACGAUCGACUACGUUAACGGUAUUCCGCACGCUUUGCGGCUUCCCGAAAUCUUUUCGCGAUGUUUGAGAAGCGCGCGUUCUGGUUUGCACGUCCAAUCUCGUGGAUGAGUCGCUCCGAGUAAAAUUGGGAAAAUCGAUGAAGCAUUUUUCGCGAAUAUUACGCGCGACACCAUUAUUGCAGUCGAUCGUUAUGUUAUUUCAGCGUUAUGCCUGAGCAUUCAUUGUAAAUUGGUUGCGUGCGAUGACAGGUGAACCAAUUUGCCGUGAGCAACAUUUUGUUUCACGUUGAUUCUUUUUUCACGAAAAUACUCGUACGAUAUUUUAAGGUUUACACGAUUGGGUAGGGCGGGAGGGAGGAGCGGCUGGAGAAAUGUACAAUUUAUCAAAUUUUACUGCUGUGUAACGUAAUGUUUAAUACAUUUUAUAAAUGACCGACAAAAUAUACGGCCGAUGGGGAACCGGUAAUAUUUCGUUUUUGUCCAGCGGUAUUUUAUUUUGUCACAGAGAUGCGUUUCGCUGUGCUACAAUCACAAUUAUCUCAACGGCGGCGGGGCGAAGGAAUAUCCGACGAUUGUAUCGGCGUUAACCGCGAGAACUUUACGGGAAUUCAGCGGGAAUUGCACCCUGCUUCUAGUACGUCUUGAUAGCAGCCGCAUCCGUCACGUUCCGCUCAUGAGCGGAGCUAGGUCGUAUCAUUGUAAGAAUCGAGGGUCGAUUUGUAAAUUCUCAAAACUGCGGAGUCGCCUGCUCGCGCUGCAGUGUCCAAACGCGUGUGCCUGUACAACGAUAUUUUUCAAAAAAUGUUCUAUACCGCCUAUAAAAAAAAGAUUAUACGGAAAUAAAUGAAAUGGUUUUUUAA